Messenger RNA from Aspergillus mulundensis, 1338 nucleotides. Its product is annotated as glycosyltransferase. The record is from RefSeq and is a predicted model, not a curated record. Gene Ontology annotation, molecular function: UDP-glycosyltransferase activity. The coding region runs from base 1 to 1338 and encodes 445 amino acids. NCBI's taxonomy places the organism in Eukaryota, Fungi, Ascomycota, Eurotiomycetes, Eurotiales, Aspergillaceae. The transcript is spliced from 2 exons.
AUGCCCGCCCCACCAAAGCCCAUCGUGCUCUUCGUCUGCCCGCCCGAAACCGGGCACACGAACCCCCUCCUCCCGCACGCAACGCACCUCGUCUCCCAGGGGCACACCGUACACUUCAUCGCAGGCCCCCCCUCGCAACCCGCAAUCGAGAAAGCCGGCGCAACCUUCCACGCCCUGCACAGCGUCUGGAAACCCGAGAUGUUCGACAUCAUGCACAGCUUCCCCGAUGAGCCGAGCCGCUUCAUGUACGGCCUGAAGCAUAACUUCAUUGACCUGACGGAGCCGUGCAUGCGGACUAUCGCGGGCGUCCUUGAGACCAUCCGAGACGAGCACGGGCCCGCGCAGGAGGUCGUUAUUGUGCAGGAGUACGCGGCGCUCGGCGUGUGGCCGUUUCUCCUGGGUGCGCCGCUGCCGAGGGGGUACGCGGGGUUCCCGAAGGUGGUUAUCUUUGCGACGGUGCCGCUGCCCGUCUCGAGCGUUGACACGGCGCCGUUUGGGCCGGGCCUGCCGCCUGAUUCUUCGGUGGAAGGGCGGGAAAGGAAUCGGGGGAUGUAUGAGGCGACGAAGGGGUUUGGGGACGAGAUUGCGCGGUAUGCGAAUGAGAUUUACGUGAGGCUUGGGGCGGGCCCGAUCCCUGGGGGUGUCUCGCCGAUGGACUUUUGGGGCCUUGCGGGUGAUGUCGUCGUGCAGCCGUGCAGUGCCAGUCUCGAGUAUGAGCGGAGUGACCUCUCGCCGAAGAUUCGGUAUAUUGGGGGCUUGCCGCGGAAGGAGAUUGGUCCUGCUGAUCUCCCUGGGUGGUGGGGUGAGGUGCUGGAUGCUAAGCGGGCAGGCAAGAAGAUUGUCUUUGUUAGCCAGGGGACGUUUAGGCUUGACCAUAACGAGCUGCUUCUUCCGACGCUGCGGGCUUUGAGUGAUAGGGAGGAUUGCAUGGUUAUUGGUGCGUUGGGGACCAGGGGUUCCAAGCUUGAAGAGGGCGUGGAGGUUCCGGGUAACGCAAAGGUCGUGGACUUCUUGCUGUAUGAUGCUAUCCUUGAGCAUGCGGAUGUUUUUGUGUCGAAUGCUGGCUAUGGAGGGCUCAUGCACAGUGUUAUGAAUGGGGUUCCCAUGGUGCUGGCUGGGACUGGACAGGACAAAGCUGAGGUAUCUAUGCGCGGUGAAUGGGCUGGUAUUGCUGUCAAUCUGCGGACAAGCACACCUACGGUUGAGGCUCUACGAGAGGGCAUCGACAAGGCUCUUUCGGACAGUGCCUUCAAGAAGCGCUGUGUCGAGAUUCGACGUGAAAACGAAGAGCUGGAUUGCCUGGCUCAAUUGGAGAAGUUGGUAAAUGGAGACGCAUAG